Sclerotinia sclerotiorum 1980 UF-70 is the source of this 1497-nucleotide messenger RNA. RefSeq lists its product as hypothetical. NCBI's taxonomy places the organism in Eukaryota, Fungi, Ascomycota, Leotiomycetes, Helotiales, Sclerotiniaceae. The record is from RefSeq and is a predicted model, not a curated record. Bases 1 to 1497 code for a protein of 498 amino acids. Gene Ontology annotation, molecular function: monooxygenase activity; oxidoreductase activity, acting on paired donors, with incorporation or reduction of molecular oxygen; heme binding. The transcript has 3 exons.
AUGUUUGAUAUUACUUUGAUCAUUCUCACGGGAGCUUUAUCCAUACUGUUGUAUGGCAUUGUGACUAGUUGCGCCAACCCAUCGAGUCAUCAACAUGGCUACGAGCGUCCCGUUACUUACCGUCACAUUGAUCCGUUCUUUGGACUUGACCUAAAGCUGCAAGAAAUCAGAGAAUCUUUGAGAAAUAAAGGGAUCCCCUUUUUGUCCAAUCUUCACAAAAAGUACGGAAAAACAAUUUCGGUGAAUAACUUGGGUACUUUGGACAUACGAACCAUUGAAUCGGAAAACCUCCAGGCAGCUUGGUCUGCUAACAAUACCGACUGGGGCUACGAACCUUUUAGGCUCCCCGUCAUGGGACCUUUCUGUGGACGUGGAUUCAUUACCACGGAUAAUGAGUCGUGGCAGAAAGCUAGGGUUCUUCUUCGUCCGACGUUUAGCAAAGCGAAUAUCUCAGAUUUAAAACCUUUCAUAAGUUUAACGAAGGAGUUCUUCAAAGACAUUCCUGAGGAUGGUAACACAACAGUGGAUCUACAACCUCCCCUAGCAAGCCUUUUCGUAGGUACCUCCAUGAAGUUUAUACUAGGGAUUACUCUCAAACCCAGCACCGGUGAAGGACCCAAUGAAGUGGCUGCUUUUCUAAAAGCUUUCCAGAAAUCAUUCAUUGGCAUGGGUCUCUCAUUCAUGCUAGGCCCCCUGCAAUUCCUCAUUCCAAUAUCAUUGAAAAACGACGCGUAUAAAGAAGUUCAAGCAUAUCUUGACUCACUCAUUGACACGGAAUUAAACGCCGAAGAGUCGGCCCUCAAUGCUCAAGAAUCAAAUUCAAGAAGUCUCCUUCGAGGCCUUGUGAGGGAAACAGAUGAUCGAAUCGAGAUUCGUGACAAUGUUUUACAAGGGAUGAUGGCUGUUCAGGACACAACACCUGUUCUCCUCAGCAAUACGCUGUUUCUUCUCUCGCGAAACCCAAAGGUAUAUGAUAGACUACGAGAUGAAGUGCGGUCACUGGCUUUAGAACCAUCGCCGCAUUUGUACGACAGGUUGCGCGACCUGAAGUUUCUUCACAAUAUCAUUAAUGAAUCUCUCCGCCUCUUUCCGACCUUUCCAAUUCUUACUCGCAUCUCAUUGAAAGACACUUUCCUACCAAGAGGAGGGGGUAAAGAUGGCAACUCUCCAAUAUACAUUCCAAAAGGCACGAAGCUAUGGGCAAAUUUCUACGGCUUACAUCGUGCUGAAUCCGUAUACGGUCCCGACAUUGAAUCCUUCAAUCCCGAUAGAUGGGACUCUAUCAAGCCUAGCCCUUGGGAAUUUAUGCCUUUUGGAGGAGGACCACGCGCUUGCGUUGGUCAACAUAAGGCAUUGGCAGAGGCAUCGUAUAUGCUAGCAAGAUUUGCGCAACUCUAUAAGAAAAUAGAGAGUCGAGAUGCAAGAGCCUGGGCGGGUCAGCAGAAAUUGACCGCAAGUAAUGUGAAUGGAUGUAAGGUCGUCUGUGUACCAGCAUGA